UUCCGGUACUCUGCACUGAGGUGGCCGGAUCACGUCGGCGUACAGAGGAGCCUCAUAACGCGUUGCUUUUGCUCACGUGACCCACGUCUCGGCGAACAGCGUUCCGACUGUGCUGACGUGUACUGUCACCCUGCGCCUGCUCUAGAAAGGCUGUGGGUUGGGCGCGCUUGCGUAGUUCAGGAGUUUGGAUCCUGGUCUCGCUGGGCUGUGGGAAGGGGAAGCUGCUGGACCUGGAUCAGAUCUGGGCCUGUAACUGAGGCCGUGCGGAGACGACUAGGGUGGCCUGAGUAAGCAAGCGGCUCCCAGGCAUGCCCCCCCUGUGAGCCGCGUGGAUCAGACGAUGGGACGGCGCCGGGCGCCAGAGCUGUACCGGGCGCCGUUCCCGCUGUAUGCGCUGCGGGUCGAGCCCAGCGCCGGCCUCCUUAUUACUGCGGGCGGGGGCGGCGCCGCCAAGACCGGCAUCAAGAAUGGAGUGCACUUUUUGCAACUGGAACGGAUUGGUGGGGCUUUGAGUGCCUCUUUGCUGCAUUCCCAUGACACAGAGACUAAGGCUACCAUGAACCUUGCCCUUGCAGGCAAUAUUCUUGCUGCAGGGCAGGAUGCUAGCUGUCAACUCCUUCAGUUCAGUCCCCAAGAUCAGGAGACCAGUGACAAGCAAGACAAUGCAGGUUCUCAGGAGGAAGGUCCACGACAAAGGAAGGGGACAGUAACCACCACUGAAACACAAGAAACUGGGGCAUCAACUCAGCAAGAGGGGGUGGAAUUGAAUGUGGAGAACUUGCAGUCUGUGCAGACGGACUUUGGCUCUGACCCACUGCAGAAGACUGUGUGCUUUAACCAUGACAAUACCUUGCUUGCCACUGGGGGCACUGAUGGCUUUGUUCGUGUUUGGCAGGUGCCUAGCCUUGAGAAGGUUCUGGAGUUUAAAGCUCAUGAGGGAGAGAUUGAAGACUUGGCUUUGGGCCCUGGUGACAAGAUGGUGACAACAGGCUGGGAUUUUAAAGCUUGUGUUUGGCAGAGAGAUCAGCUGGUGACAGGGUUGCGUUGGGAUGAAAACUUGCCUCCUUUACCAGACACACCUUACCGUUAUCAAGCUUGCAGGUUUGGGUGGGUGCCAGACCAGCCUGCUGGGCUGCGGCUCUUCACAGUGCAGAUUCCCCACAAGCGCCUGCGCCGGCCACCACCCUGCUACCUUACAGCCUGGGAUGGCCAUAAUUUCCUGCCCCUUCGGACCCAGCCUUGCGGUAACGAGGUCAUUUCCUGCCUCAGUGUCAGUGAAUCGGGCACGUUCUUAGGCCUGGGUACCGUCACUGGCUCUGUUGCCAUCUACAUCUCUUUUUCCCUUCAGCGCCUCUACUAUCUUCGAGAGGCUCAUGGCAUUGUAGUGACAGAUGUGGUCUUCAUGCCAGAGCAGGGACGUGGCCGAGAGUUGCUGGGGUCUCAUGAAGCAGCAUUAUUCUCUGUGGCUGUGGACAGCCGAUGCCAACUGCAUCUCUUGCCCAUUCGGCGGAGUGUCCCUGUGUGGUUGUUGCUGCUGCUGUGUGCUGGGCUCAUCAUUUUGGCCAUCCUGCUGCUUCAGAGUGUCUUCCCAGGCUUUCUCUAGCCUUCCUUGUUUCCUGGGGGAUCAGGACCCUGGACACUGAAAAGACCAGAGCUAGUCAAGGCCUAGGGUACCACUAAUUCCACUGGAACUGAAGCCACCCCAAGAAGACAAGGAAUGUGAUAGUGGCCCCCACCCCAUCUAAAGGCUGAAUGCUGCCCUGCUCUUUGCCCUUGGUAUACAGGGUUCCUCUCAUUUCAGCUAAGACAACAAUUCUGAGGUACCACUCCUUCCAAGAGCAGAGCUGAAACCGUUCCUGUAAGGACUGGAAAAUGUGACAGCUGUCCACACCUCACCUAGAGUCUGGAUGCUGCCCAGCCCCUGCCAGUCAGGAGCCAGCCAGCCUUUUCCCCUCAACAAUGUGAAGAUUGACUGAAGCCUUGGUGGCUGUAUUCCCCCCACUUUGUUUGAGAGGCUCAUCACCCUCUUGCUGCUUGGUGAAGGAGUGAACAUCCCUUCUCUUCCAUGCAGCUCUUGUUCAUUUGCCACUGAGAUUAAAUCAGUGUCCCAGUCCUUAACAAAUGUUAUGGGACUUGGAGGUUUCACAAAAGAAUUAGCGGACCAGUAAUGCCUCAACAAUAGGUUUUUUAUUAUGUCAAAUUUUCAUUCACAGAAGGGGAGACUUAUGGCCUAAAAUGAAACAAGUAGGAGUGUGGGUAAACAGGGGCAACAGGGAAAGGAAAUAAUCAGGUUUAUCUAUAGGACCUUGAGUGUGUACUAAUUAUCAGCCCACACUAGAAGGAGGAAAAGGGUAGAGAAAGAGGGUCAGCAGUCUUGGAGACACAAGGGCUCAACACCUCCAGAUAUCCUGAAUUCUGUCACUUCUUCCUAGUUAUUAUGUGGGGGAUGUCAUCACCUUCAAACUAGGGCAAUUCUGAACUGAAGGUCUUAGGUUUUAUCAGAAGGGACAUGUUCUCACCCCAGAGAGUAUGGUUGGUUUCCAGUCUCUAAUAGCACUGGCCAUUACCUAGCAUCUCCCUGCCUGUGUGAAAGAAGCCCAGCCAAAACAGUUAUAUGAACAAGGAUGGAGAAGUUUACAGAAAAUGGUAGGAAGAUGGAGAGGGUAUUCUGAGUGUCUGAGCAGAAGGCAGACACACCUGGCCCACAGCAAGCCAGCCUGACUCUAAAUAUUAAGUGUGGGUUAUUCCUAGCUAUAAGGGGAGAAGGGACCUCACUGAGUCAGACAGGUAAAAGUUAAGGUUUAUUAAGUGAGGGGAAGCUGAGCUGAGAUCUAUGGCUCUUCUCCUAGGAGUCUUGUCAGCCCUUGGCCUUCCUCGGAAGGUAGGGUUUUGCUGACGGCCUGCAGUUCCUCUGCAUGCUGGAAGACAGCAGCAGCAUACUGGUGAAAGAGGCGGCUCAUGUAACAGUACUGCCAUGGGAUCAGCCCCUCCAAGAAACCGAUGUGGCCACCCCGGGAUGUAAUCAGCAGUGCAACAUUUGGCAAGUGUGUAGCAGCCUGUAGUGGGAAAGCUGGGAGUGGGGGGGAAGGGAGAGCUAAAUCAGGAGCUAGAGGCUUUAUGAAAGCUCUUUACCCUAGCCCCCUAAGCUAAGCCCUAGGGUCAGUUUCCCCCGGAAUUUGAAGAAUUAUAGCUAACACAUAUCACUGUAAAGUUUGCAAGUCAUUUUGCCAACCUCAUUGGAGCCUCAUGACAAUCCUAUAAUGGGUGCUAUUGUGAUUCUCAUUUUACAGAUGAGGAAAAAGCUGCAGAGGUUGUUAUUUGUCCAGGGUCACCCUAUAAACAAGUGUCUAAGGCAAGGUUUUAAUCCCAGUUUUUUUGACUCUCCAGCACUAUCCCUUAUAUCAUGGUACCCUCUCUCAAUGCUAAGGACAAAGGGACUCACCUUGAGGUGGGGAGAAUGGGUCAUCUGCUGCAUUGAGACAGAGCACAGGGAUGCAGAUUGCUUCCACCUUGGCUCCAGGGCUUGCUGAAUGGUAGUAGGUAUCACAGUCUUUAUAGCCAAAGGCCAGUGUGGUAUAGCGCUCAUCAAACUGUCGGAUUGUUCGGGCCUGACAGGGACAGAGUUGAGCUUAGCAGUGACAGUGGAGAAGGAUGCUAAGGGACUGGGGCCAAGUUGGGUGUUGGUUCUUUACCUUAAGCACAUAGUCCACAUCCAGUUUCUCUUCAAUUGCUUUCCUGUGUCUGUAGUAGAGUGUUUGUGUCAGGGGAACAGUUACAUCUCUAGUCUCCAGGAAUCUUUCCCUAGUUCCAGCCUUACCAAUUAUCCCUCUCCCAUAUUGGCUACCACCCAGACCUGCUUUUAUUUUUUUCAAUAGCAAAAAGACAUACAAUUUGGACUUAAUUGACAUUUCCUCCAUUUUCCCACCCCAUAACUGCCCUACCGUCCCACAAAUCGGCAGAGUGCAGCUGUGAGGUGCUGGUUGAAGAGCAGUGCAUUGAGUGGUGUCUCUAAGGAGCGUGUGGUUUCAAAGGAGUCCCAGCAUGCAGACAGGGUCAGUGCUGCCACCAGCCCUGCUGCAUUACCUGUGUGUGCCAGAUGGUUCAGCACCAAGACCCUACAAGAGACUAGAAUCAGAACCAUGAAGGGAGAGGGGAGGGAAAGGGCUAGACUCAGUUGUCAUCUGAAGCUGGUAAUCACCAAAAAAGGAGAUAAUGGAAGGCCUACACCAAUGAUUCUUUUAGGGAAGGGAAAAGGAAUAAUAGCUGAGAGUUGGGCCAACUCAGGAAGAUAAUGUUAAGGAAGCAGGGCCAGAGCUUAUUGGAGGUAUAAAUGAAAGAAGGGAUAGAGAUUUGUUGUUAAGGAAGGACUGCAAUUUCAAGUCAUUUCUAACAACCCAGUUGGCUCUUACCCUCCUAGUGAGAUUCCUACAGCCAGCAGUGGGGACUGUGGAUACUGGUCCUUUAUGUGAUUCACAACUACCUCCAGGUCCUCUGUGUUACCAGCGCAAAAGGCCCUGUGGGUCUGAGGACAAAUAGUGUUACUCAAAGAUAGGAAUUGACAGAAAGGGACAGAACUCCAAGAGGCAAGAUAACUCAGGCAAGGUGGAAAAGGAGAAUGAGGGCAGAUAGUUGCAGGGUCUUUAGGGAGACAAGGCCAAAGGCUACAAGACUGCUGAGGAUGAUGGGAUCAAAGGGGUGAGAACUUAGUACUUGAAAAGGGGAUGGAACUCACCAGCAGUUCUUCCCCACGGCAGCCCCGGUUAUUAAACACAACAGUCCUAUAGCAGAAACAAUCACAUUUCAGUCAGACCCACCAUAGAAGGAUGUUAUUCCUUUUGGGGGCGGGGGGGUGAUGUAGAGAUCCUAGUCACAAGGGACCCAGAUCUAAAAUUCCCAGAAUUGUUUCCAUCUUCUAGUAGCAGAUCCCUCCCAGCAUCUUUUCAGUGAAAUCUGCCCUUCCCUCUAUCUCUCUCUCCAUCCUGAACUACUCAGAUACCUGCCAGCCACCCUCAAUUACCAUUCUUACCUGUAGCCAUCUAGAGUGGCCUGGUAUACUAGGUGGAGGAUAUAGGUCUCCUGGCUGCUGCCUGUGAUGCCUGGGAGCAGUAGCACAGUGGGCCGGUUGACAGGGUUAGGAUAUUGGCUAUUCUCAGGUUCUUCGGCCCAAUCUAACAGGAGCUGUCCCCCAUCAGGUGUCUGGAGUACCUCACUGUGGAAGGGUGUAUACAGAAGCAUGUCUUGGGAUUUCUGUACUUCUGUUCCAAGAACCCUGUUAACACCCCAGGUCCAAACCUAUUUGAUAUAAACUAUCUUUCCCUACCUCAGAAUCCCAAGGCUAAGUUAGUAAAAAUGACCAACUUUAGUGUUUUUUAUUUAGUAGCAUGGAGGUUGGAGCAGCAAAACUCCCAAAUAUGGCAGGAACCAGAUUUAAAGUGUAAUUGGGAAAUAUUUAACAAAAUAAAUAAAAAUGUAACAUACAUCAUUA
Molecule: messenger RNA, 5485 nt
Organism: Monodelphis domestica (gray short-tailed opossum)
Lineage: Eukaryota; Metazoa; Chordata; Mammalia; Didelphimorphia; Didelphidae
Gene: PREB
Product: prolactin regulatory element binding
Biological process (GO): endoplasmic reticulum to Golgi vesicle-mediated transport
Cellular component (GO): endoplasmic reticulum membrane
Molecular function (GO): protein binding; guanyl-nucleotide exchange factor activity
Source: RefSeq, a predicted model, not a curated record